UAUCGCUCGGGCUGCCACCAAAUUAUUAUUAAUAAUUGCCCCGGAGCUGCCCAGGUCCAGCGCAACAGCAACACCGCGCAGGACUCGCUGGACAACGACGACGACGCCGACGACGAGAUGGGCCAGACGUGGAGCACCCAGAAGGACGACUACUACGUCGGUAGCACGUCGCCGUACACGAUGAACAGCUUCAGCACGGGCGCCUUGAGCCACGACCGCAAGACCGAUGUCAUCUACGACACGGACGACCACGGCGAAGAGACGCUCGUCAUUGGAGCCCGCGCCAACCUCCCUUUGCUCGACAUCAAAGGCAAGAAGCAGAAGCAAAGCGAUCUGCUCAAGCGCAUGGGCCUUGUCGUACGCACGAGCGGCAGUCGCCUCACACGGUCCGCGUCGGUCGUAAUAACAGAUGUGGUGCGCCUCGAUGGCGCCAAGCUCGUGCCUCGCAACAAAACGUACGGGUCGGCGCCGGCCAACUGGCCGCCAUCGAGUGUGAAAGGGCCCGCGGAAGCUAGCGGCGCGCUUCGCAUCGGUGACUCUAUCUAUUCGAUCAACGGCGUCAAAGUCGUGAACAAGUCGCGCAGCCAAGUGAUACGGCUCAUUGCGGAAGCAUCGACGCACCCGCUGGUGCUCACCUUCCGCCACGGCGACGCGAUGGCUCAAGUACAAUGGGACCAAGAGCUGUGCCUGGAUCCGCCCGAGGGCGAGUACAAGGAGCCCGAGAACGAGUGGGGCCCAGCCCAGCCGCCCAAGGUCGGCGGCUCGGUCUCAAUCUAACGACGAGGCGACGUGUGGAUAGUUUUAGUAGAUGAUUGUGGAUUUAUAACAACAAGCUUAUCAUUAGUUAUCAUUCCUACCG
Messenger RNA from Saprolegnia diclina VS20, 859 nucleotides. RefSeq lists its product as hypothetical. Bases 118 to 777 code for a protein of 219 amino acids. The record is from RefSeq and is a predicted model, not a curated record. Gene Ontology annotation, molecular function: protein binding. Lineage: Eukaryota; Oomycota; Saprolegniomycetes; Saprolegniales; Saprolegniaceae. The transcript has a single exon.